AUCUUGAAUGUAGCCAGGCAGUGUGCUGCCCAUCCUCUCCACGACCCGCCCAUUCGCCGCUGCUGCCUGAGCCUGGUCAGGUGUUCGUUGUACAGCGACGUAAACUCUGCAUUUGGAAAACCUGACUGGAUUUUCGUGUGCGGACAAACGACAGUCGAGGCCAUGCUCAGACGGAUACUUCAGAUGACUCCUGGGAAGGGAGGCUCCCAGAAUGCAGAGUCAGAGCAGCCCAGCACAGACCUUAACCAUGAUCAGACGUCUGAGGGCUUCAUCUGUCCUCAGUGCAUGAAGUCGCACAACUCUGCAGAGGAGCUGUUCAAGCACUAUGAGCUGUUCCAUGAUACUGGAGACCUGCCUGCUCACAUGGCCCCUACUCGGGAAGACCUUACAAUGCUGCGGCAAGAGGUUCAAGACCUGCAUGCUUCCCUUAAGGAGGAACGAUGGUUUUCUGGAGAGCUCAAGAAGGAGUUAGACAAAGUCCAAGGACAACUGAAGCAAAACGAUGGACAGAUGGACUCAGAGGAUUCAGUUCUUGAAAGGAAGUUGAAUGAAGCAGAGACAGAAAAGUUUAACAUCAAGCAGAUGAAAGACCUGUUUGAGCAGAAGGCCGCCCAGCUGGCCACGGAGAUAGUAGACUUGAAGUCCCGCUAUGAUGAGGAGAAGAGCCUAAAGGAGGCUGCUGACCAGAGGCUGGCCAAAUUGACUGAACAGCUCCAGAAAGAGAAGCAGGAGAAUGAGCGACUCCAAACAGAGCUGCUGCAGCGACCAGGAGUGGAGGAUGUGGAGGUACUGCAGAAGGAGCUGGUGCAGGUCCAGACACUGAUGGACAGUAUGACCCGCGAGAGGGAGGAGGAGUCUGAACGCCUCAAAAACCACUACGAGCAACUGAAGGCUAAUUACACUACCUCAGAGAUUCGUAAACUGGAGAUGACCAUAUCCCAACUAAAAGCAGAGCUAGAGAAGGGUCCACAGGAAGCAGCCGUCUACACGCAACAGAUCCACGAGCUGCAGAGCAAUCUGAAUAAUUUGCAGCAGCAAAGCCAGAACUUGUCUGAAAAGCUGGCACGAAAAGAGAAAGAGUACCAGGAGCUGGAGGAGCAUCUGGGAGCUGAGAAGGCUACCAAGAAGGAAGUUCAAGGCAGCCUGAGGGAGAGGGAGCAUGAGGUUCAAGAGCUCCAGUCUAGGGCCACAGGGGCUGAGGCCUCCCUGCAGAAGGCCCAGGCGGAGCUCGGGGAGAGGGCUGAGGAGGUGGCAAAGUUGAAGAGUGAGAUUGGGGAACUGGAGGUGAAGCACGCUGAGCUGAAGGUUGAGAGGAAACAGUUGGAACAGCAAAGAGAAGAAAAAGAGAGCCACGGUGCUCAGCAGCAGACUGAGAUCAGUCAGCUGCACGCCAAACUGCUGGAGGCGGAGAGGCAGCUGGGCGAGGUGCAAGGUCGUCUCAAAGAACAGAGGCAACUGUCGGGGGAGAAACUAAAAGACCGCGAGCAGCAAGCAGCCGACCUGCAGCUCAAGCUAUCCCGUGCAGAAGAACAGUUGAAGGAGAGUGGCAGUAAGAAUACAGACCUGCAUCACCAGCUGGAGAAAGCCAAGCAGCAGCACCAGGAGCUGCAGGCGCUGCAGCAAAACACCAACGGCAAACUCCGCGAGGCACAGAAUGACCUGGAGCAAGUUCUGCGUCAGAUAGGAGACAAAGACCAGAAGAUCCAGAAUCUGGAGGCCCUGCUGCAGAAGAGUAAGGACAUUGUGACUCAGCUGGAAACUGAGAGAGAGGACUUAUGUGCCAAGAUCCAGGCCGGGGAGGGAGAGACGGCCGUGCUCAAUCAGCUAAAAGAGAAAAACCAUGCACUACAAGAACAGGUCACACAGCUGACUGACAAGCUGAAGAACCAGUCAGAGAGCAACAAGCAGGCCCAGGAUAACUUACAUGAGCAGGUCCAGGAGCAGAAGACCCUUCUGCGUUCAGCCCAAGACAGAGCCCAGACCCUGGAGACCUCAGUCACCGAACUCACCGCCCAGCUUGCAGAAAGCAAGGAGAAAGUAUCCCAGCUGGACGCUCAGCUGAAGGCAAAAACAGAGAUGUUGCUGUCUGCAGAGGCAGCCAAGGCUGCACAGAAGGCUAACCUGGAGAACAACCUGGAGACUGCUCAGCAUGCAUUGCAGGACAAGCAGCAGGAGUUGAAUAAAGUUCAGAAGAAGGUGGAGGAGCAGGCCCAAAGACUCAAGGAGAGACAGGAGCAGUGCACACAGCUGGACACCACUCUGAAGGAAUGCAAAGACAAACUAAUGGCCUCAGAACAACGUAUAGAGCAGCUGGAGGGGCUCAAUAAGAAAUUGGAGGCACAGGUUGUGGAGUUGCAGGCCACACGUGACCAGGUGCAGCAAGAAGUGCAGAAGCUGCACAAGGAAGGGUCAGAGGUAAAACGAAAAGCCAAGGAGCUGCAGCGCUCGCUGGAGAAAGAGAAAGCGGGGGCCGCAACACUACAAGAAGAGUUAAAUAAAAAAGCAGCUUCCCUGAGUGACAUUCAGCAGCAGCGGGAGCGCAGUGAGCAGGACAAAGCUGCUCUGAAGGUGACCUUGGAUAAGGUGACUCAGGAGGGAAACACAAAGUACGCAGAGCUGGACAAGAAAGCUCAGAGCCUGGUGGCAGACCUACAGAAGGCCCAACAGGAGAAAGAAGCUCAAAGGAAGGAGCUUGUCGCUACGCAGGAGAACCUAGGAAAGGCUAAUAAGGCACUGAAAGAGAGUCAGAGUCAGCUGGACACAGAGCGAAAGAACCAUAAGUCAGCCAUGGGGGAGAAGGAAAAGUCCAAUGAAAAGGCCAGGCAGGAGCUUGUUAAGAAUAACGAGGCCAUCACCAAGGCGAUGAACGCAUCUAAAGAACAGCUGGAGCAGAUGAGAGAGGCAGAGAAGAAGUUGAAAGUGCAGCUGACCACAGUGGAGCAACAGCACUCAAAGACUCAAGAGGCACUGAAGGACAAAGAAAGUCUGUUGGAGAAGCUGCGGGCACAACUUAAGACGGCCCAGGGGUCCUUUGAGGAAGAAACAAAGAAAUUGAAGGGCCAAGUGGCAGAGUUACAGGAAGUGAAUGUCAAGAAGGCACAAGAGGAGAGUAAGCUGAGGUCGCAGGUGUCGGGGCUCAGCCAGGAGCUGGCCUCUGAAAAGAGCCGGACAACAGAGCUGCAGAAGGCCUUUGAGCAAAGCCAGGAAAGCUUCAGUAAGCUUCAGUCUGACUUCUAUGGCAAGGAGUCUGAGGUCUCUGCCAUGCGUCAAGACCUGAAGGCGUCACAGGAGAAGCUGAACCUGGCUCAGGAAGAGCUAGCUGCUAACCGAACCCAUCAGACAGGUUUAGAGGCUCAGAUCCAAGAGCUGCAGACCGGUCAGGGCUCGUUGCAGCAGGAUUUGGCAAAACGAGACCAGAAGCUCCAACAGCAAGAACAAACCCUGAGGGAACUACAGAAGCAACAGGGCCAAAUAAAGGAGGAACUGGAGAAGGAGAGGAGCAAAGUGGAGGAGCUGAACAAAGCCAAGGCUGUCCUGGAAAAGAAUAACACCAAACAGAUUUCUGAAUUGAAAGCACUAACGGAGAAGAGUGAGAAGGAGCUGGGAGAGUUGCGGGAAGCCAAACAGCUGUUGAUCCAGCAGAAACUGGAGAUGCAGGGUCAGGUGGAGGCAGCACAGGGUGCCCUUGAGAAGGAGCAGAAAGAGCACCAGGCCACUAGGGACAGCAGAAACCAGAGAGAGGAGCAGCUCUCCGCCCAAACCAAGGAGGUCCAGGAUAAACUGCUGGCAGAGAAGCGAGCCAGGGAAGAGCAGGUGAAGCGUGGGGAGGAGAUGAAAGCCAAGAUGGACGUGCAGGUGACGGCUCUGAAUGAAAACGUGGCCACACUGAAGAGAGAGUGGCAGGGAAGUCAACGGAGAGUUGGUGAACUGGAAAAGCAGACAGAUGAGCUGAGAGGAGAGAUCGCUGUGCUGGAGGCCACUGUCCAGAACAACCAAGAUGAAAGACGGGCUCUUUUGGAAAGGUGUGUAAAAGGUGAAGGUGAGAUAGAGAAACUGCAGGCCAAAGUGGUGGAGCUGAGGCGGAAGCUGGAUGACACGACGGCGGCCAUGCAGGAGCUCGGCAGAGAGAACCAGUCGCUCCAGAUCAAACAGUCACAGUCUCUGACCAGGAAGUGGGCUGAAGAUCACGAAGUGCAAAACUGCAUGGCCUGUGGGAAGGGAUUUUCUGUCACUGUCAGGAAGCACCACUGCAGACAUUGCGGAAACAUUUUCUGUGCCGAGUGUUCAUCGAGGAACGCCCUCACGCCGUCCUCUAAAAAGCCAGUACGAGUCUGUGAGACGUGCUUCGAGGAGCUCCAAGGCUGAUUUCCCUCUCUCGUCCUUUUCCCUCCCUUAAAUCACCUUACCCCUUUGUCCCCUUUGCCCCCUCCCCUUACCUACUCCAGUGGGCAGAAGAAGGCGUGUCUUUGUCAUAUUUUAAUGUGCACUAUAAAGGACAGACCCAGUGCAAAGACUCCCACCUGCAUGUGACUUGUGGCUCUGGUGUGGAGGGAAAACACUGAAGGGUUUUAAUGAAGAGACACUAGAGUCAAGUGAUGGGAAUUUGGUGGGAUUGGUUGGGAUUGUCUGUAUCUGUAUUUGUGCCUUUGCUACUCCUGUGGACUGCCAGAGAGCGGAGACAGUGAGACCUAAACACCAUCCAUCUCUUUUAAGUUCACAUCUCCAUCAGUGUUUGUCAUUGCCAGCGAUUGCAAGGUGGUUGCUUUGUAUGUUGCAAAAUGUUUGACAUCGGGAGGUGGAAGGUCAGUGCGACACUGCAGGAGUGACUGGGGAAGUAAAUAUCGUAAAAGUGAUGUUGAAAAUCACUACUGCCCUACAAAGGUUAAUGCGGGUAACUAUUUUGUCCAAGAAAGGUGACAUUUUCUGUGUGUAAUUACAUCACUAACUAAGAAGUUUAAAUUCAGAUUUUAUAGCAAGAAAGUUAACCAGUAAUUCAAAUAUUUUGGGUGUUUUUUCAGAUGUAUUUAAUGUGUGUAGAUGCAGGUUUGAUGUGAAAAUAAUUUAUUUUUCUUCAAAUUUGUCCUCAGGAAAUCAUGAUUUGUGCUGAAACAGACUUACAUGCUGUCAGCACUUGAUUUGGCCCCAAAACGAGGUGAUUAAGUUUAUCUUAGUUAAGUUUUAAUUUGAUGUCUGUGGACAACAUUUUAAAUAUGAGAAUAUGCGUACUGUUUUGUAAAUUCUCACUGGUAAAGAUCCUUUCUGUUAACAUUGUGUUGUACAAUAUAACAAAGCAAAAGUGACCACAGCUCGAGAUUUUAAAACGUCAUGUUCGGUAUUAUAAAUCUUCAACUGUAGAAGGAAACAAUUCAUCAGUCAAUUUACGCACCAGCAAUUUUCUGUACAGGACUUGAGAUCGACCGUGACGUAAAAUCUAGUUACCGCAUUUUCCCUUUGUGCGGCAGCGUGUUUGUGUAUUUGUUGAAAUCAAAUGCUUUCAACCUUAUUCCAUGACCAAAGAAUGUCCGCAGCAGGAAUACAGCCGAGAUGAAAACCCCUCAGUUUGUUUCAUAUUUCAGUAUUUUUCUAAGCGUCUCUUUGAAAGCUUUUGAGUUUUUAAUCACAGGGUCCUACAUUUUUUUUUUUUUUUACACACAGCAUGUGUGACAGAUCUGAGAGGCUUUUAUGCACAGUCAGUUGUUUUUGCUGUGCCACAUUUCUCUGUGCGUGCAAAUUGUGGUGCUUUCUACAGACUGCUAAUGUAGUCAUUGAAGGUGCCUGCAUGUUUUAAUUUUUAUUUUUUCUGCUGCUCGUCUCCGCUCAGCACUGACUACUGCUGGAGCUGUGCGUGUGUGCAUGUGAGUGCGUGUGUGUGUGUGUGCUCCGCUUUGAAGCAAUAACUGUGGCAGUGUGUGUGACGUUGCUGUAAUAGAGUGUGUGUCUAAGUGUUUAGGCCUGCUGCGCUUGUCUGCUGAGAUGCACUGUACGAAUGUCGGCUGCUCAGAACCAUGGUAUCUCUCUGACAUUGCUGCUUUCAAGUGCGGCGGUUACUGUCGGUUCUCUGUCCUGCCUGUCUGCAGCUGAAGACACUGUAAAGUUCAUUCCUGCUUUGUAUAAUUUAUAAUUGUUGACAGAUAUGGGUAAGAUCUUUUUGUGCAAUUGUCUAAAGACUGGAGCAGGGGGAAAACACUGUAAGCCAGGCGACAAUUCUGGCAUUUUGCAAACAAGCAGCUUGUUUCAGACUUUGGCUUACCAAAUUCGCUCUUUACGCUCGGAUGCUCAUUAAAAAAAAAAAAAGAAUGUCCAUCUCAGUUGCAAGCUCUCAGCAACACCUGUCUCUUUUUGUGUUGCAUUGGUUUUGUUUUGUCUACCUCAGAUUGGCACAGGAAAAGCACUAUUUCUUAACCCGAGAGAUCACAAGUAUUGUCAUUGCCUGCAUUUGAUCAAUAAUUGAUGAUGAACUGUACAGUCCCUUAAAACCUAGAGAGAUGAUUUGCACCUUAUUGUAUUCUGGGUUCAUCCAUAUGAGAACCCAGCCACAAAUGUAGGACUACCAACUUUAUACAGGCUUCAGCAUUUCUAGCCCCUGAUGUACCUAACUGCUCAUCAAUACUAAGGCUGUCAUAAUUAUCUUUGUAAAUGUUUGUAAUGAAAGAGAAAAAGGAAAUAUAUAACACUUGUGGAUGUAGAAACAAGACAACAGUGAAAAUGUGUGUGGACUCAUCAGUGUCUUACUCAUUUUUACAAAAUUGCACCACAGACUUGUGCACACUGAAUUGUGGCUUGCUUCGUGUUGCUGUCAGUUAUCAUGCAUGAUGACUUAACUGGCCUGUGGCUCACACGUUUUCUCCACGUUUAGAGUCAUCAUAUUUGAUGGUCGUGAAGGUGUGCCUUAGGCCAACGUCUUGUACGUCACCCGCUCACUGUUAAGCGGUGGCGUGCACCAUGUAUUUACCACUGUCAGAGUGACCUCAGUUCAGCUGAAGGGACGAGAGAAAUCAUGUAAUUUAUGUUCACAUGCACCAGUUGAUUUUCUAAUUCAUUGUCAUGACAAACCUAAAUAAAACAUACAGUAUGUUUCUA
Molecule: messenger RNA, 7080 nt
Organism: Larimichthys crocea (large yellow croaker)
Lineage: Eukaryota; Metazoa; Chordata; Actinopteri; Sciaenidae
Gene: eea1
Product: early endosome antigen 1
Exons: 30
Coding region: 163-4365 (1400 amino acids)
Biological process (GO): endocytosis
Cellular component (GO): early endosome
Molecular function (GO): metal ion binding; 1-phosphatidylinositol binding
Source: RefSeq, a predicted model, not a curated record